Xenopus tropicalis (tropical clawed frog) is the source of this 3549-nucleotide messenger RNA. RefSeq names its product catenin beta 1 (gene ctnnb1). Gene Ontology annotation, biological process: cell adhesion. The transcript is spliced from 16 exons. The record is from RefSeq and is a predicted model, not a curated record. Bases 293 to 2635 code for a protein of 780 amino acids. Gene Ontology annotation, molecular function: cadherin binding. NCBI's taxonomy places the organism in Eukaryota, Metazoa, Chordata, Amphibia, Anura, Pipidae. Gene Ontology annotation, cellular component: membrane; cell-cell junction; cytoplasm.
GUGCGGCGCCAUUUUAAGCCUGUGUGUCGCGUUUCAAGCGAACGGGAGAGUAGUGCGUUUGUUCAUGGCUGGGAACUGAAGGGGAUCAGAAACAUAAACGGGGAAAAGAAAAUCAACGCUCUUGCCGCCAUACCCCGUCCAUCUUAAAGUGGGACACAAUUCGGAACCUGCAGGGUCUGGAGGUGUGUAGGAGACGGCCAGUACCGGGCGAAACGCGGUGACGGCCGGAACCGGUGGACGUCGAGCCAACGGCUUGUAAUCCACAACCUGGUUCUUUGGAAACUGUUGAAAAAUGGCAACUCAAGAUCUAAUGGAGCUGGACAUGGCCAUGGAGCCAGAUCGGAAAGCAGCAGUCAGUCACUGGCAGCAGCAGUCUUACCUGGAUUCUGGUAUCCAUUCUGGAGCGACCACCACAGCACCAUCUUUAAGUGGCAAAGGAAACCCAGAGGAUGAAGAUGUGGACACCAACCAAGUUUUGUAUGAAUGGGAGCAAGGUUUCUCUCAGUCCUUUACUCAAGAUCAAGUGGCUGAUAUUGAUGGCCAAUAUGCUAUGACAAGAGCCCAGCGAGUUCGUGCUGCAAUGUUUCCAGAAACCCUUGAUGAAGGCAUGCAGAUUCCAUCAACGCAAUUUGACUCUGCACACCCUACAAAUGUGCAACGCUUAGCAGAACCUUCCCAGAUGCUUAAGCAUGCUGUGGUCAACUUGAUCAAUUACCAAGAUGAUGCUGAACUGGCUACUCGAGCAAUCCCUGAGCUGACAAAACUUCUUAAUGAUGAGGACCAGGUUGUAGUUAACAAGGCUGCUGUAAUGGUUCACCAACUGUCAAAGAAGGAAGCAUCACGCCAUGCUAUAAUGCGUUCACCACAGAUGGUUUCCGCAAUAGUUCGUACAAUGCAGAAUACAAAUGAUGUAGAAACGGCACGAUGCACUGCAGGAACACUUCACAACCUUUCUCACCAUCGUGAAGGCUUGUUGGCUAUCUUUAAAUCUGGAGGCAUUCCUGCUCUGGUUAAAAUGCUUGGCUCCCCAGUUGAUUCUGUACUGUUCUAUGCCAUCACAACACUGCACAAUCUUCUUCUUCACCAAGAAGGAGCAAAGAUGGCUGUACGCCUAGCUGGUGGCUUGCAGAAAAUGGUUGCCCUUCUCAAUAAAACAAAUGUCAAGUUUUUGGCAAUCACAACAGACUGUCUUCAAAUAUUGGCCUAUGGAAAUCAAGAAAGCAAGUUGAUUAUUCUUGCAAGUGGUGGACCGCAAGCUUUGGUAAACAUAAUGAGGACUUACAGUUACGAGAAACUUCUGUGGACCACAAGUCGGGUGCUUAAAGUGUUAUCUGUGUGCUCUAGCAACAAGCCUGCUAUAGUUGAAGCUGGUGGAAUGCAAGCUUUAGGACUCCAUCUUACAGACUCAAGCCAACGUCUUGUUCAAAAUUGUCUUUGGACUCUAAGAAACCUUUCAGAUGCCGCAACUAAACAGGAGGGAAUGGAAGGUCUUCUUGGAACCCUGGUUCAGCUUCUUGGAUCAGAUGACAUUAAUGUAGUAACUUGUGCAGCUGGUAUACUGUCCAACCUUACAUGCAACAACUACAAAAACAAAAUGAUGGUUUGUCAAGUUGGAGGCAUUGAAGCCCUUGUUCGCACAGUUCUACGUGCUGGGGAUAGAGAAGACAUCACUGAACCUGCAAUUUGUGCACUUCGUCACCUUACCAGUAGGCAUCAGGAAGCAGAGAUGGCUCAAAAUGCAGUACGUCUUCAUUAUGGGCUUCCAGUGGUGGUGAAGCUCUUGCACCCUCCUUCACACUGGCCUUUGAUAAAGGCUACAGUUGGCCUGAUCCGCAACCUUGCUCUUUGUCCAGCCAAUCAUGCCCCACUGCGCGAGCAGGGUGCUAUUCCUCGACUUGUGCAAUUGCUUGUUCGUGCACACCAGGACACACAGAGGCGCACUUCAAUGGGUGGAACACAACAGCAAUUUGUGGAGGGUGUCCGUAUGGAAGAGAUAGUUGAAGGCUGCACAGGUGCCCUUCACAUUUUGGCUCGUGAUGUCCACAACCGAAUUGUAAUCAGAGGUCUUAACACCAUUCCAUUAUUUGUGCAGUUGCUGUACUCUCCUAUUGAAAACAUCCAAAGAGUGGCAGCAGGUGUACUUUGUGAACUGGCACAAGACAAAGAGGCUGCUGAAGCUAUUGAAGCUGAAGGUGCAACUGCUCCUCUUACUGAACUGCUUCACUCUAGAAAUGAAGGAGUUGCAACUUAUGCAGCUGCUGUUCUGUUCCGUAUGUCUGAGGACAAACCCCAGGACUACAAGAAGCGUCUCUCAGUGGAGUUAACAAGCUCACUCUUCAGAACAGAGCCAAUGCCAUGGAAUGAGGCUGCAGACCUUGGUCUUGAUAUCGGUGCCCAAGGUGAACCUCUUGGCUACAGACAGGAUGAUCCAAGCUACAGAUCUUUCCAUGCCCCUGGCUAUGGCCAGGAUGCAAUGGGUAUGGACUCAAUGAUGGAUCAUGACAUGGCAGGUCAUCACCCAGGUGCAGACUAUCCAGUUGAUGGACUUCCUGAUUUGAGUCAUGCCCAAGAUCUUAUGGAUGGCCUGCCUCCAGGUGAUAGCAACCAACUGGCCUGGUUUGACACUGACUUGUAAAUAUCUACUUUUUGUUAUCGUCCAGAUGAAUCUGCAUUGUGAUUGGCCUGUAGUUUGCUGAGAGGGCAGGAGGGGUGGGCUGGUAAUCUCAGAAAGUGCCUGACACACUAACCAAGCUGAGUUUCCUAUGGGAACAAUGGAAGAUAACUUUAUGUUCUGGUCCUUUAUUUGGUCGGAGGAACAAAACCAAUGGAUUUUGCAAGUGACUCACAUCAAGAAUGCACAAGAAUAGUUUUGCAAGCUGGAACUUAUCAGAAACACUAGCCUUGCUUGUUUUAAAAAAAACUUUUUUUAUUUUUCAUUUUUUUUUUAUCUGUAUGGUACCGACCUAGCUUGCUUUCUUAGUAUCCUGAUUUUCUUUUCCUUUCUAAGGUAACCUUAAGUCUCUGUAGCGUUCAGUUAGUGCAUAAUGCUAAGGCAGUUUCUAAUUUUUAAGGAUCAAGUGUAGAACACUAAUUCAUAAUCACUCUAAUUGUAUCCUUAAUAAAGUGGAACAUUGUGUAGCUUUUUCCUUUUUUUUUUUUUUUUUUUUUUUCUUUUUGUAUAAAAAAUAGACAAAUAGAAAUGGUCCAAAUAGUUUUUGUUUUUAAUAUGCUUAAUCUAAGCAGUUUGAUCAUUUUUGAUCAAAGCUUUUAUCUGGAAUGUCUGGGUAGGGGCCAGUAAGAAACUCAACUUAUUUGGAACCUGUAAUGGACAUUUUACCAGUUGCCUUUUAUCCCAAAGUUAUUGUACUGAAGCCACAGAUGCUUAAUGAAAAUCAGAUUAUAAAAUGGCUCAGAAGAAUUAAAGUGGACUUUUAAUGCAUUCUGUGUCAAGUUCUUUAAAGUCCAUGUGGAAUGGGUUUCUGUGGUCUUAUGGAGCGAACUUCAAUGUUUGUAAAUGUAAUGAACAAAGUAAACUUAUUUUUAAACUUG